Messenger RNA from Raphanus sativus (radish), 1024 nucleotides. RefSeq names its product proteasome subunit alpha type-2-A. Gene Ontology annotation, cellular component: proteasome core complex; proteasome core complex, alpha-subunit complex. Lineage: Eukaryota; Viridiplantae; Streptophyta; Magnoliopsida; Brassicales; Brassicaceae. The record is from RefSeq and is a predicted model, not a curated record. The transcript has 12 exons. Bases 153 to 860 code for a protein of 235 amino acids. Gene Ontology annotation, biological process: ubiquitin-dependent protein catabolic process.
UCAGCAAGCAAAUAAUAUUCUUUCUCAGUGCAAACCCUUUGUUCAAGAAACCUUAAGCUUAAGAAGAGUCUUCACUUCCUUCAUCAUCUCUCUCCCUUCGUCGUUGUUCGAUCCGUACAUCAAAAGGUUUUUGAGGUUAGCUUAAAGGUGCAAUGGGAGAUAGUCAGUACUCGUUUUCUCUCACUACGUUCAGCCCAUCAGGGAAGCUGGUUCAGAUAGAACAUGCUCUAACAGCUGUUGGAUCAGGCCAAACAUCUCUGGGGAUCAAAGCUUCAAACGGAGUUGUCAUUGCUACAGAAAAGAAGCUUCCCUCUAUUCUUGUCGAUGAAGCUUCUGUUCAAAAGAUUCAGCAUUUGACUCCCAACAUUGGAGUUGUUUACAGUGGUAUGGGUCCUGAUUUCCGAGUUCUUGUACGUAAGAGUAGGAAGCAGGCUGAGCAAUACAACCGAUUGUACAAAGAACCUAUCCCUGUUACGCAACUUGUUAGGGAAACAGCUACGGUGAUGCAAGAGUUCACUCAAUCAGGUGGUGUGAGACCGUUUGGAGUUUCACUACUAGUGGCUGGGUAUGAUGACAAGGGUCCACAGUUGUAUCAGGUCGAUCCGUCUGGCUCUUAUUUCUCAUGGAAAGCUUCAGCAAUGGGAAAGAAUGUUUCGAAUGCGAAGACAUUCCUUGAGAAGAGGUACACUGAAGACAUGGAACUUGAUGAUGCCAUUCACACUGCCAUAUUGACAUUGAAGGAAGGUUUCGAGGGAGAAAUCUCAAGCAAAAACAUUGAGAUUGGCAAAAUUGGUGCUGACAAAGUGUUUAGGGUGCUAACUCCAGCAGAAAUCGAUGAUUACUUGGCUGAAGUGGAGUAAACUUUCAGUUGGCCGUGCAACAAACCAGGAUUCGAAUCACAAAUACUAUAUUUUGUUUCUUCUUGCUGGGUUUCACAAACUUGUUGGCUAUUACUUCUGUAACUUCUUUGGAACUUGUCAUGUCUCAAAACUCAAUUUAGAAUCUGUUUUCAUUUGUUUCGAUA